AGCGAAGUUAGAAAGUUUAACAAAACGAAGUUGACGGAGAGGAGAGUACGUUCGCACGCACGCGCAGCUUCGGCUCCCCAGUCUCCUUUUGGCGCCGCGGGGCAGUGAGAGUCCGUGAGAAAUUUCCCGACGGCGCGGAAGAUGCGCGCCACUUCCGGUCGGGCUCCUAACAACGGGGGAGGUGGGUAACCAGGGUGGGGGGGAUGGCGGAGCGGGCGCCGGAGCCCGAGGCGGAGGCGGAGGCUGAGGCUGAGUCGGGCGCAGGCGGGGAGGCGGUGGCCGAGGAGGGCGCGGCAGGUCGCAAGGCGCGGGGCCGGCCGCGGCUCACGGAGUCAGACCGGGCCCGGCGGCGGCUUGAGUCCCGGAAGAAGUACGACGUGCGGCGCGUGUACCUGGGCGAGGCGCACGGGCCCUGGGUGGACCUGCGGCGCCGCAGCGGCUGGAGCGACGCCAAGCUCGCCGCCUACCUCAUCUCGCUGGAGCGCGGCCAGCGUAGCGGCCGCCAUGGGAAGCCUUGGGAGCAGGUCCCCAAAAAGCCAAAGCGCAAGAAAAGGCGGCGCCGCAAUGUGAACUGCCUGAAGAAUGUGGUCAUCUGGUACGAGGACCACAAGCACCGCUGUCCCUAUGAGCCGCACCUGGUGGAGCUGGACCCCACCUUCGGCCUCUACACCACAGCCGUGUGGCAGUGCGAGGCUGGCCACCGCUACUUCCAGGACCUGCACUCACCCCUGAAGCCCCUCAGCGACUCAGACCCCGACAGUGAAAAAGUGGGCAAUGGCCUGGUGGCCGGAAGCUCCGACUCGUCCAGCUCCAGCUCCGGCUCUGACUCCGAGGAGCCCCUGGAGAGCCACCCAGCCAAGGGCUCCUCAGUGGCGACUUCGGCGGUGGCAGCAGCAGCAACAGCAGCGACAGUGGUGGUGCCUCCCCCCAGCCCUGUGGGGAGCAGUGGGCUCAUCACGCAGGAGGGUGUGCACAUCCCUUUCGACGUCCGCCACAUGGAGAGCCUGGCCGAGCAGGGGGCCCCGCUGUGCCCCAACCCUGCAGCCAGCAGCCCCGAGGCCCUGGAGGCGGUGGUGUGCGUGCCUGUGCCGGUGCAGGUGGGCGCGGGCCCUGGCGCCCUCUUUGAGAACGUGCCCCAGGAGGCACUGGGUGAGGUGGUGGCCAGCUGCCCCGUCCCAGGCAUGGUGCCCGGCUCGCAGGUGAUCAUCAUUGCAGGCCCUGGCUAUGAUGCCCUCACGGCUGAGGGCAUCCACCUCAAUGUGGCUGCGGGCAGCGGCACCCCCAGCAGUGGCCUGGGCGAAGAGGUGCCCUGUGCCAUGAUGGAGGGCGUGGCGGCCUACACCCAGACAGAGCCCGAGGGCAGCCAGCCCAGCGCCAUGGACCCCACCUCUGUGGCCAGCAUCGAGACCAAGAAAGAGAAGGAGGACCUGUACAUGCUCAGAAAGGAGGAGGAGGAGCUGGCGGCCCCACAGCUGGCAGAGCUUGCGACGGUGCCUGAGAGCACAGAUCCCGAGGCCGAGGUGGACGGCGAGGAGCUGGACGGCAGUGACAUGUCCGCCAUCAUCUAUGAGAUACCCAAGGAGCCUGAGAAGAGACGCCGGGGUAAGCGGUCUCGGGUGAUGGAUGCCGACGGCCUGCUCGAGAUGUUCCACUGUCCCUACGAGGGCUGCAGCCAGGUCUACGUGGCCCUCAGCAGCUUCCAGAACCACGUCAACCUCGUGCACCGGAAGGGGAAGACCAAAGUGUGCCCUCACCCUGGCUGUGGGAAGAAGUUCUAUUUGUCUAACCAUCUUCGGCGGCACAUGAUCAUCCACUCAGGUGUCCGUGAGUUCACCUGCGAGACCUGCGGCAAGUCCUUCAAGAGGAAGAACCACCUGGAGGUGCACAGGCGCACGCACACCGGGGAGACCCCGCUGCAGUGCGAGAUCUGCGGCUACCAGUGCCGGCAGCGGGCGUCGCUCAACUGGCACAUGAAGAAGCACACAGCUGAGGUGCAGUACAACUUCACGUGUGAGCGCUGCGGGAAGCGCUUCGAGAAGCUGGACAGCGUCAAGUUCCACACGCUCAAAAGCCACCCAGACCACAAGCCCACCUGACCCACAGGACCGCUGACCGUCACCCCUAAUUUAUUUGUCCACCCGGACACCAUGCCUGGGACCCUCGGGGGGCCACCUGGACCGAAGCUGGAAGGAGGUGGCCUCGCCCCGCCCAUGGCCAGCACCCCUGGGCAGCUCCCCCACCCUGCCCUGUUCACCUUGGAGCUGGCGCUUGGGCCGCGCUGUUGGAACUGUGUGGAGAGAGCAGAGCAAGAUUAAAGCGGGAGGAAGGAGCA
This is a messenger RNA of Heterocephalus glaber (naked mole-rat), 2332 nucleotides long. RefSeq names its product zinc finger protein 653 (gene Znf653). The record is from RefSeq and is a predicted model, not a curated record. Gene Ontology annotation, molecular function: transcription coregulator activity. NCBI's taxonomy places the organism in Eukaryota, Metazoa, Chordata, Mammalia, Rodentia, Bathyergidae. Gene Ontology annotation, cellular component: nucleus. Gene Ontology annotation, biological process: regulation of transcription by RNA polymerase II.